AUGACAUCCUCAAAAUCCAGGGCAACGCUAUUCAGCUUGGCCAUUAUCAAUGGCUUUGGUUUAAUAAGUGCUGGCUGUGUGCCACGAGAGCAGUCCCAAUUCAAUUGGGAUGAUAUAGAAUAUUUGAUUGCCUUUGGAGACUCUUAUACCUUUGUCCAGGGCACAUAUGGCUACCCAAACUUCAGCUUCAUUGGGGAUUAUCUACCAGGCGACCUGGCCUUCACUCCCGAAGAGCUACUCAGUGACAAGAUUGUGCAGAAUUUUACGGGCACAGCAGAAGGUGGACCGAAUUGGGUCGAAUAUUUGACAGGAUGCGCAAUCGAGCCCGGCGAACACUUUCCGUCAGAUUGUGACAUUCAACUGUGGGACUUUGCCUAUGCCGGAGCCGAUAUUUCCGAGGAGUUCCUACCGGUACACCACAAUGAAACGACGCCGUUUGUCAAUCAGACUGCGCAGUUUCUGACCUGGGGAGAACCCGUUCUGGGGCCUCUCAUCGCGGAUAAGCGAGCCCAAGUAUUGGUUGCCGUGUGGAUCGGCAUCAACGACAUCAACGACUCGCAGACCAAGAAGCCAGAGAAUGUGACUUUUGAGGACUUUUGGCAGGCCGAGAUCGACGCCGUCUUUGAGCAGUCUAUACAGCCGCUGUUUGACGCUGGAUACCGCAACUUUCUCUUUGUCAAUCUGCCGCCUCUGGACCGCACGGCAGCGAAUCAGGUCCGAGAGACUCCGGUCCCGAGCAAGGCGCAAGUUGAUCUGUGGGACGGCAUCUUGGCCAACAGGACGGUCGAGUUUUCCGAAAGUCACCAUGCAGCCAAGGCCAUGGUCUACGAUGCCAACACCUUUCUGAAUGGCGUACUGGAUGACCCUGCCCCCUGGGGUAUCACAAACUUGACCUAUUGCUCUGCAUACAUGCAAUUGGAGGUUCUAACGGAUCCUGGAAAAUUCGGAUGCUUACCACUGGAAGAGUAUUUCUGGUAUAAUUCUGGUCACAUGGCAUCUCACACGCAUGAGAUCAUGACACAAGACUUGUUGGGAUUCCUAGAGUCGCAGUCGGAUGUUUAA
Messenger RNA from Pestalotiopsis fici W106-1, 1062 nucleotides. RefSeq lists its product as uncharacterized. Gene Ontology annotation, molecular function: hydrolase activity, acting on ester bonds. The transcript has 3 exons. NCBI's taxonomy places the organism in Eukaryota, Fungi, Ascomycota, Sordariomycetes, Amphisphaeriales, Sporocadaceae. The record is from RefSeq and is a predicted model, not a curated record. The coding region runs from base 1 to 1062 and encodes 353 amino acids.